Echinops telfairi (small Madagascar hedgehog) is the source of this 3452-nucleotide messenger RNA. RefSeq names its product NLR family pyrin domain containing 14 (gene NLRP14). Gene Ontology annotation, cellular component: cytoplasm. Gene Ontology annotation, biological process: regulation of inflammatory response. The record is from RefSeq and is a predicted model, not a curated record. Gene Ontology annotation, molecular function: protein binding. Bases 1 to 2943 code for a protein of 980 amino acids. NCBI's taxonomy places the organism in Eukaryota, Metazoa, Chordata, Mammalia, Afrosoricida, Tenrecidae. The transcript is spliced from 9 exons.
AUGGCAGCUUCAUCCUCCUCCUCCUCCUCCUCCUCCUCCUCAUCUUUCUUUUCUGAUUUUGGAUUGCUGCUCUAUUUGCAAGAGUUGAACAAAGAUGAGUUCAAAAGAUUUAAGUUACUCCUCAAGGAGGACUUGGAACUUGAGCACCACCAUGUACCUUGGACUGAAGUGAAGAAGGCCAACAGGGAGGAUCUGGCCAACCUGAUGAAAGAACACUAUCCAGGAGAGAAGACCUGGAGUAUGACUCUCAAACUAUUUGGCAAGAUGAAUCUGAAGGAUCUUUGUAAGAAGGCCAAAGCAGAGAUCAGCUCCCAGACCACUGGACCAGAGGACACCAAGAACAAAGGGGCACAGCAAGAUCGGGAGGCAGUGCUAGAGGGUGGAAUAGAAUAUAGAAUUCAAAUAAAGAAAAAAUUCGGCACCAUGAAGGACCAGAACAAUUUGUUUGGAGAAAAUACAAGUUUCCGUGGUGAAAUUUUUCAGAGAUUCCAAGAACUAAUGAACCAGUUGUUUGAUGUGGAGCUCCAAACUGGUAAGCAGCAUGUGACAGUGGUGCUGCAUGGGCCUGCUGGAAUUGGGAAGACCUUUCUGAUGAGAAAGGUAAUGUUAGAUUGGGCAGAGGGCAAUCUCUAUCAGCAGAAAUUUCUGUAUGUUUUCUAUCUCAAUGCAAGAGAAAUUAACCAGCUAAGAGAGAUGAGCUUUGUUCAACUUAUAUCAAAGGAUUGGCCUAGCGGAGAAGGUGCCAUCGAAAGGAUCAUGUUCCAGCCAAGGAAUCUCCUUUUUAUUGUUGAUAGUUUCGAUGAACUGAACUUCGCUUUUGAGGAACCUGAAAUUGUACUGAGCAAUGACAGGACUCUGGAACAACCCGUGUCCUUCCUGAUGAGUAGUUUGUUGAGGAGGGUGAUGCUUCCUGAGGCCUCCUUACUGGUGACGACAAGAAGCACAGCUUAUAAGAAACUAAGAUCUUUGCUGAAGACACAUGUUUCUAUACAUCUCCUGGGAAUGCCUGAGAAUGAAAUGCAUGAGUAUAUUUCCCAGUUUUGUGCAAGCAAAGAUUGGAACAUCAAUGCACUCACCGCAAUAAGAAACAAUGAAAUACUUUUGAACCUGUGCCAAGUCCCCCUAGUGUGCAGGAUCAUUUGUACUGCUCUGAAGCAGAAAAUGGAGAAGGGAGUUAAUGUCACCUUGACCUGCCAAACCACCACAUCUCUAUUUACUUGCUUUUUGGGUAGCUUGCUCACUCCUGCGGAUGGAAGCUGCCCUAGUCUACCUGGCCAAAUCUCACUGAAGAACAUGUGUCACUUGGCUGCCAUGGGAAUAUGGAAUAUGACCUAUGUGUUUUACAAGGACAAUCUCAAAAAGCAUGGCUUAAAACUGUCUGAUAUCUCAAUUUUCCUGGACAUGAAUAUUUUUCAAAAGGAUUCAGCAUAUUCAGAUUGCUACGUAUUCGCUCAUCUACAUGUUCAGGAGUUUUUUGCAGCUAUGUUCUAUAUGUUACCAGGCAAUUGGGAAACCAUGAAAUAUUCCUCCCAGUCUUUUGAAAACUUGAAGAAAUUACUUAAAAGCAAAGCUUAUGAAGACACCCAUUUGAUGCAAAUGAAAUGCUUUUUGUUUGGCCUUCUGAAUGAAGAAACAGUAAAACAAUUGGAGAACAUUUUUAAUUGUACCAUGUCACUGGAGCUAAUAAAAUGGGAUUUCCUACACUGGGUGGAAACACUUGGAAACAAUCUAUGUCCUCCACCACAGUCGAGAUUUCUCGAGUUGUUUCACUGUCUAUUUGAGACUCAGGAUAAAGAAUUUAUAAUCCAAGCGAUGAGCCAUUUCCAAAAUAUUAUCAUUAAUAUUUGUGGAAAAACCGAUCUUCUUCUGUCUUCAUUUUGCCUUAAGCACUGCAACUCUUUAUUGAAAAUUAAAAUUACUGUGACUGUUGCAUUUGAGAAGAUGUUGGACCUCAAGCCCCGAGAUUCUACUUGGCAACUAGAUCAUGAUCACAUUACUCAUUGCUGGCAAGACCUCUUUUCUAUGCUUCAUAGAAACAGAUACUUGAAAGAGCUGGACCUGUUCCAAAGCCUCCUGGAUGAUUUAGCAGUGAUGAGUCUUUAUAGAGAACUGCAGCGUCCAGAUUGUCGACUACAAAAACUACUGUUGAGAAGUGUUUCUUACCCUGAUGGUUGCAAGGGUCUCUUUCGUUCUUUGACUGAGAACCAGAAUUUGAUACACCUGGACCUGAAGAAGAGUGAUAUAAAUUAUACUGGGGUACAGUCAUUAUGUACAGCCUUGAAGCACCCAAACUGUAAACUGCAGAUCCUGAGCCUCGAAGGCUGUGGCCUCAUGGUGGCAAGUUCUGAGGAUCUCUCUUCUGCCCUCAUCCAAAGUAAAAGCCUGAAACAUUUAUCACUGGCAGACAAUGCCUUGGGAGAUAGUGGAGUAGAGCGUAUUAGUUUGGGCUUGAAACAUCCACAAUGUGUUCUACAGAGACUUAUAUUGGCGGACUGUUCUCUCACCAGUGCAUGUUGUCCAGAUCUGGCUUCUGUUCUUUCUAACAACUCAAAUUUGAGCCUCCUAGAUCUUGGGAAAAAUGACUUACAGGACAAUGGAGUGAAGAUUCUGUGUGAGGCUUUGAAACAUCCAGGCUGCCACAUUCAGAGCCUUGGGUUGGGAGGCUGUGGUUUAACUUCUCUCUGUUGUGAUGCUCUCUCCUCUGCUCUUAGCACCAACCCAAGACUGACAAAUAUAAAUCUCAUACAAAAUACCUUAGGAAGUGAAGGGGUUAAGAAGUUGUAUGAAGUUUUGAAAUCUCCUGAAUGUACACUGCAAAUACUAGGGUUGUCCAAAGAGACAUUUGAUGAGGAAGCUCAGAAACUGCUUGCAGCUGUUGAAGUUAGCAACCCAUCCCUACUUAUUAAGUCCACUUGGAAUUACCAGGCUGAAGAUGAGUCCUAGUGACAGAAUGCCUGAUUUGAAGAACCUGACACAAUUAAGAAAAACAAACUUUGUGACACAGACGGGGGCUCUUACCCUUAGAUAUUGCACAUAAUACCUGUUAGAUACGGUUCAUUAUGUCUCUGUAAAAUGUCUGUUCUACUUCACUUCUUGAUGGGAGCAAUGUCCAAGGAUGGGCAGCCUUCUUUUUUUUUUUCUUCUUAGCCCAUUCAGUUCAUGCAUUGCUCCACGUGGUUACGUUGCCCUCAAGGUGUGGUGCACAUGGUGGGGUCUGCAUGCACACUCAGUUUUCCUCCUUGUCUGCAGAUCAAAAAAUCCUCUUAACUGGUAAAAUGGCUUCUAGAUCAAUGUUGCAGGGCAGCCAUUAGAAGUGAACAAAUUGCAGUUGUGAAAAUGUACAAAUGUUAUUGGAGUUGAUAGCUACAUAGAGCAACGAUAUCCUUGACAUUUGGCAUAGAUGGGACAUAGAGGAAUUACAGAGGUGAAUAAAGCGAAGUCAAAAUUACCUA